This is a messenger RNA of Lepisosteus oculatus (spotted gar), 1967 nucleotides long. NCBI's taxonomy places the organism in Eukaryota, Metazoa, Chordata, Actinopteri, Semionotiformes, Lepisosteidae. The record is from RefSeq and is a predicted model, not a curated record.
CAUUAAUAAAGCACUACUUUAGCAUGCCAUGUCUCCAGCACUGGAAAGUCUGGUUUAUGUAGCAGACAGGCGCUGGCGAGCUAAUAACACACAGGCUGACUCAACAGCUGCAGUCCAGUCCUACUCGGCAAAGUGAUUGGGCUGGUAAUGUAGUAGUGAUGAAGCUGACCUGUGAGCUUGAGCUUUGACCUAUGAAUUAUGAGUUUUUCUAUGUCUUUCUCUUAAAAGUAUUUAGCUGCUGUUUGUUUACCUGUAUUUUUUUUUCAGGUGUCAACACAGGAAACUGCCAGAGGGGACAAAAACUGACAGAAGAGAAAGAGAAACAAAGAUAAAAUAUUGCCAACAUAGACUGUAGCGACACGUCUCACACACUGAGAUUAAUACAGACCCUUAUAUAGACCCUAGAGACACUCCUCACACAGAGAUUAAUACAGACCCUAAUACAGACCCCAGAGACACACCUCACACAAACAGGUUAAUACAGACCCUAAUACAGACCCCAGAGACACUCCUCACACACAGAGAUUAAUACAGACCCUAAUACAGACCCCAGAGACACACCUCACACAAACAGGUUAAUACAGACCCUACUACAGACCCUAGAGACACUCCUCACACACAGAGAUUAAUACAGACCCUAAUACAGACCUCAGAGACACUCCUCACACACUGAGAUUAAUACAGACCCUAAUAAAGACCCUAGAGACACACCUCACACACUGAGAUUAAAACACACCCUUAUAUAGACCCUAGAGACACACCUCACACACACAGAUUAAUACAGACCCCAGAGACACAACUCACACACAGAGAUUAGUACAGACCCUAGAGACACUCCUCACACACAGAGAUUAAUACAGACCCUAAUAUAGACCUUACUUACCACAGACAGGAAGAAGGACAGGUUUACUACUGAUUCGUCUGACAGUGACACUCACCUCACUCCUUCCAUUCCCUUCUCUCCUUCCUCUGCUGUGUUUCACUCCCCGGCUCCUUCCCCAGGGGGUGAGGAACGACAGGACAGAAAGAACCAUGUCUUGAGAGAGGGAGGGUAUUCAGGUGAGGUGCCCGUCUCAGGGGUCUAGAUCAUCGGCUCACAGAGAGGGGGGCAGCGCCACAGGUCCCGGACUGCUAGAUUGACAGGUGGACCCCGAAACGGGAAAUCGGAAGACAGACAACAAGUUCAUCUCUCUCUCAGCCCCUCCCCUACCUCCUUCCUCACCUCAGCUCGGCCCCUUUUCCUCUUCCUCUCCCUCUGUCCAGCCCUCCUCCUCUUCCUCUCGCUAGCCCCGGUCCAGCCACGGAGAGGAAGAUGCUGGACCACAUGUCCCGGCGCGCUCGUUCCCUCCUGUCUCUGACGCUCACCUCCCUGGCCCUGGCCACCUCCAUCCUGGCCUUCUCCACCAGCUACUGGUGCGAGGGCACCCACAAGGUGGUCAAGCCCCUGUGCCUGUCGCCCGUCAAGACGAAGAACUGCGGCCACAGCCUGGUGGACUUCGCGCCCGGCACCGGCGCGAGCCCAGGCAACCUGAGCACCCUGAGUGCCCCGGUCAUCAAGGACACGCCCAGCAAUGCCACAGCUGCAGGCUCCACCCCCCCACCCCUGUCGGCCAAUGGGACGUCACCUGGACAGACGAAGGAGGAGCUAGCGCGAAUCCGACAGAGACAAUUGGCCAACGCUGUCCAUUACAUCUGGGAAACGGGAGAGGAUAAAUACAUGUUCCGAUACUUUCACACGGGAUUCUGGCACUCCUGUGAAAAACACUAUGAUGGUGAGAAAUGUCGAAGUUUCAUCGAGUUAACUCCUGCCUCAGAACAAGGUAAACUUACUUUGUCAGCAAUCUGCCUACUUGUCUCCCUGCCUGUUUGUUUAGUCACAGCUAGUGUAGUGUCCCGUCAGUGAAUGUUAUAUAUAAGCACAUGAGUAAUGUUACACACGAAAGAAAGGACCAUUUGGACUGGAAUGC